Molecule: messenger RNA, 1278 nt
Organism: Copidosoma floridanum
Lineage: Eukaryota; Metazoa; Arthropoda; Insecta; Hymenoptera; Encyrtidae
Source: RefSeq, a predicted model, not a curated record
AUGUUAACCGUUUGGAUCGAGACGGACUCCCUCGACGGGGAUGUAUCCCAGCUGGUAACCGCAACGAAAAAGAUCAGCGUCAAACGGUGUUGCAAGAACUCACUCAGCUCCGGCUACUCGAGCCACUCGCCCCCGCUAUCUGCCACCAUUGGUACCUCGGCCAAGGCCCUCGCACCGAUACGCGAGGGUGAGAUAAUACCGAGGCCCAUUUGGCCGAUGUCACCGAGUGAUGACUCGUCCGUCGAGAACUCCUCCCCGGACACGGCUUCGAGCGAUGAUGCUGGACGCGAGGGUAAUAAUCGCAGACAAGAGAGUCUGUACGGCUCGGCCGGCUACCGCAGCAGCUGCGAAGCGAGCAGCAGCGACUACGGAGGCGCGUCCAACAGCAGUGGCGCCCUGUCGGCCCGCGACGUCCUCCUGGAGCUGUCCCGGACCCUAAGCUCGGUGCUCGAGGGUGACUGUCCCAAGAGCGACGAGGAGAUACUCAGGGACAUCACGCGGACCGUGGCAGUGGCCCAAGUCGUGGGUGCGGCCGGUGUCGGUGGGGCCGAUGCCGAAGGCGACGAUGGCGGCAGAAGGGCCUCCCCGUCGAUCUACGAGGAGAUAUACAGGAACAAUGCGGGAUCACUGGCCAGUAGCGCCAGGGAGUCGAGCUCGACUGCUGGGAUGAACCCCAUCAAUUCGAGACUCUAUGGGCAUAGAUGCUACUGCGAAAGGAGCGUUUUAUGCCAGAGUCGCCCGGGCUCGGUCCAACCGUCCCCAAAAUCGGCCGAUCGCAAGGCCCAAUGCCCACCGAGCGUCUAUCUUCUCCGGGGCGCAGAAAACAGCUUCGUCACGUGCAAUUGCAAGGGCUACGACAACGGCCCCCAGCAGGACCGAUCCCCCGGAAAGAAGGGCCCUUGCAAACAGUCGAGAAACAAUCAAAACGACGGGCGUCCCGACAAAGAUGCGAGGUUCAAUUACCCCUCGAUCGCCGAGCAUGAAUAUACCACGCUCCAGUGCAGCGACGAGUACUCAUCGUCGUCGGCAACGAGCAACCACGACGGCUCGAAAAGCAACACCUGGAACAAGGACUUCCGCGGCUUCGACAAGAACCUCGACUUCACCCUCGACGCCCUCCACGCCGAGCGCCUCGGCCGCGCCAUCGCCCGCGCCAAGCGACGCAGACGCUGGUGCUGCGUCUUCGUUAUCGUCUUCGGCCUCGUCUUCUUCGUCCUCGUCGUCAUCGUCGUGUCCCUGGCUGUCACCAAAGGCCGCAAAGUCUUCGGUAGUAUGUGA